AUGGCUCCGCAGCCGUCGCCCUUCCUAGACCCAGGUCCCGUCUCCGCGCCCAACAGUCUCGGAAUCCUCCAAUUGCGGCGCGACCACCUCAUUCCCGCCAUCCUCUCGACAUCCGCAGACUCCGACUACGCCGAAGGCAAAGUAGAGAACACGCGCUUCGGCUCGUUCCCGCACAGCACUCUUCUCCAUAAACCGUGGGGCACGCAAAUCCUCGCCUCCGUCAUCGACACCGGAUCCCGGAGCUCAAGGUCCAAGAAGCGGAAGCGCGAAGCCGGAGAUGUGGGUGAUGAGGAAGCGGGAACUCCGAAGGAGGAGGGAAGCGGUGGUUUGGUGAGGGCAGCUACGGCAAGCAGUGGGUUCGCGCACUUGAUACCGCCGAGCCCGGAGACGUGGACGUUGUGUCUGCCGCAUAGGACGCAGGUUGUCUACACGCCGGACUACAGCUAUAUACUACAGCGAUUGCGGAUUCGACCGGGGGACCACAUCAUUGAGGCUGGUGCAGGAAGUGGAAGCUUUACACAUGCGGCAGUAAGAGCAGUGUUCAAUGGAUACGUUGAACAAGAGGAGACUUCCGACGGAAAUGCUGCUGGUGCGGCCGCUAGAAAGAGGCGGAAGCGCAAUGGCCAUGUCUACAGCUUCGAGUUUCACGCCCCGAGGGCGAAGCAACUCCGGGAUGAGCUAGAAGAGCACGGUCUCAGCCAGUUGGUCACGGUGACAAAUCGCGACGUCUACCAGGACGGGUUCUGCUUAGAGAACGCCACGGAACCUGACGCCGAUGCGAUAUUCCUCGACCUUCCAGCUCCAUGGCUCGCCCUGAAACACCUUACCCGCUCCCCUCCUUCGCAGGCAGUGAUCAAGUCUGUAGCCUCGGAAUCCAACACGCCAGCAGCAGAUACUACGGAGCAGCAUAACCCCCAGAAGCCUUUUCGCUCACCCCUCAAUCCUCAAAAAGCCGUUCGCAUAUGCACCUUCUCCCCGUGCAUAGAACAAGUCACGAAAACCGUUUCCGCCAUGCGCGCCUUGGGCUGGCUCGAAAUCGGCAUGGCAGAAAUCCAAGCGAAGCGUCUCGAAGUUCGCCGCGAGCGCGUUGGCCUCCAGGAAGAAGGGCUCCGUGGGGCCAAUCCCAACGCCGCCACCGUGCAAGAGGCCGUUCAACGCCUACGAGACGUCGAAGGCCGGGCCAAGAUUUUCCACGGGCUGCAGAAGGAGAAGCAAGAGGAAGUGAUGCGGAGAGCCGAGGCGAAGAAGCGGGGAGAGAAAGUGCCUUCGCUCAAGGAAGAGCGGGAGGCAGCAAAGACCAAGACCAAGGUAUCUGAUAUUGAAAGGGUGCCGCCGUCGAAGCACGACCGACUGGAACGGGCGAAGCGGGAGUUGGAGAAGAGAGAGCUGUUCAAGGAAGGCCGGCUGGUGCACAGGACGGAACCCGAGUUGAAGACACAUACAUCUUACCUUGUCUUCGCUGUCUUGCCGCGGGAGUGGAGCAGGGAGGAUGAAGCAAAGGCAGCGGCCCGGACGUGGACAUGA
Molecule: messenger RNA, 1524 nt
Organism: Westerdykella ornata
Lineage: Eukaryota; Fungi; Ascomycota; Dothideomycetes; Pleosporales; Sporormiaceae
Product: tRNA methyltransferase complex GCD14 subunit
Exons: 1
Coding region: 1-1524 (507 amino acids)
Biological process (GO): tRNA methylation
Cellular component (GO): tRNA (m1A) methyltransferase complex; nucleus
Source: RefSeq, a predicted model, not a curated record